Molecule: messenger RNA, 6717 nt
Organism: Trichobilharzia regenti
Lineage: Eukaryota; Metazoa; Platyhelminthes; Trematoda; Strigeidida; Schistosomatidae
Source: the annotation of a GenBank genome assembly
AUGACAGAACAAAUCCCUUUUCAUCGUACAUCAACAAUACGACAUCGUAGUAGUAGAAAUGGUUCAAUAGCACCACAGGAUAAUGUUCCAUCAAGUACAACUGUUCCAUCUGGUGGUGCUGGAGGUGGUGUCAGUGCGACUGGAGGCGUUGUUGCCGGUGGUGGUGGCGGUGUUGGAGGAAUUCAACAACAAUCCAGUGUAAGACGAGCAUCGAUUAUGCAAAAGUAUAUGGGUGAAAUUGAAUUCACUGGAUUAAAUCAAACAGCUAGAUUUUGUAAAUUAAACAGUGACACAGCCGAUUCUGUUCUACGUGAUAUUUUGAAACGUAAAUGGGGUUUGAAACCACCUACCCUUAUCAUUACUGUUUUUGGUACAGAUUUUGAAAAGAAAAGAAAAUUAAAAAUGAUAUUUAAAAAAGGUCUUUGGAAGGCUGCUGAAAGUGGUUGUUGGAUUGUAACGGGUGGUUUUCAUUUGGGUGUAAUGAAGUUGACUGGUGAAGCUGUACGUGAUUAUACAGAUGCCUAUGGUGGCAAUAGAAUGAUGGCAUUCGGUGUAGCAAGUUGGGAUUGUGUAACAAAGAAUGAAAUCCUUGAAGCAGCAUUACAUGAGGGUACAGCAGUUUAUCAGUCAGAAGAAGAUGAUGGUGAAGAUGCCGAUGACAGUGAACCAAUACUAGUAGAUCCAUCAUCACAGGCUGGUCUAAAAGCAGUUCGUAGUGAUGUAGAAGAACGUGCACUUGAUCCAAAUCAUAAUUUUUUCGUUCUUGUUGAUGAUGGGACAACAGAUCAAUUAAAAGGUAAAGAUGCUGAAUUCCGUGCACGAUUUGAACGUUGUAUAUCUUUAUGGAGUUGUGCAAGUAGUUCUCAAGAGCAAAGUACCACUGGUGCUAAUCAACAGAGUGGAGUACCAGGUUCUACAACGCAUUUACAACAACCUCAAAGUGGUGUCCCUUCAUCUUCGCCUAGCAGUAAUACUAAUCAGACUACAGGAGCACUACAAAGACAAGGCAGUACUAUUGCUGGACAAACUAGUACAACAUCUGGACCACAGACUAGUGCAACAUCAAUUGGUAAAAGUUCAGGUACUACAGGCGGUUCAUCGAGUAAUUCUGCUUUAGGCAGAGGUGCAACAGAACAAUCAGGUGCACCUGGUGCCAGAGGAGCAAAAGAUAAACCCAAUGCUGAUCCAAGUGUUAGUAAACCGACUAAAAGUGGAAAGUCCGUUGGCAGCGAAGAAGAUGUUCUUGUACCUAUGUGUGGCCUAGUUGUUGGCGGAGAUCGAUUCACUCUACGCCAAGUCUAUUGUUCCAUGAUACGAAAUCGCUGUCCAAUUGUCGUUACAAAGGGUACUUCUGGAGCUGCAGACGUGAUAGCAUUUGGAUUAGAUGCAGCAAAUAAAAUGGCUUCAGAAGAAGUUGUUGACGACAAAGAUCAAGUACCAUUAGAAGCCAGAAUAGAAUCAAUCAUCGAGGAGUUUCUUAGCGAUCUUCAUCCAGACUAUACAAAUUAUACAGAUGAAGUGAAUAUGUUAUGUGAGAUAAUUAACGAUUAUACAAAUUUGGUGUCAGUAUUCGAUAUGGAAGAAGAUUCGGAUCUUGAUGGAUACGUGAUCUCAUCUUUACUUGCAAGCGCUGGUUCAACGGUUGCAUCAGAUCAGAUUAAUUUAGAACAGUUGGAGAUCACACUGACACUGAAUCGUGCAGAUAUUGCACGUGAGAAAAUAUUUUUAGAAAAUAAAAAAUGGAAGAAAGGUCAAUUGAACGAUUACAUGUAUCAAGCAUUGAUGAGUGAUAGACAUGACUUCGUCAAAUUAUUCUUAGAACAAGGUUUCAGUUUAGAAGAAUUUCUUACAGUUUAUAUGUUGGAGAAAUUGUAUACAGAUCAGUUGAAAAAUUUGAAUUCAAAAGUAGCCAUUUUCAAUAAAAUGUGGGAGUACAAUCGAUCACAUCGGACAUCUAAAGUGGCUCUACGCGAUGUUGGGAAAGUGAUCAAAGCGUUGGUUGGCGACUUCUAUCAUCCAUUGUAUCUGAGUAAAGAAUUUCAAGCUAAAUUGAUGCCAGAGAAACGGCUUGAAGGUGCAGAUAUUCGUGAAUGUUUACUACGUUCACGUAAGUAUAAAAGUAGUCGUAAUUCUAGUAUAUGCUCCUCAUCAAUGUCAUCAUCAAAUAAUCAUGGUGCUAUAUGUCCAAGAACACUUGGUUUAAAAGAAUGUGUACGCUUUAUUGAUCAUGGAGAAGAUUAUGAGUUUGUCAAUACAAAUAAUUUCAAUUCUACCAUUGAUACUGGAUUUCGUAAUCCAGCAUUUUUAGAGUGGGAUAAAAAUAGAACACGUGCAAUAAUACGUCGAGGAGCUGCUAGCGUUGAACCAACUGAAGAUCAUAAAGACUCUCCUCGUGACGAUGAUGAUGAUGGUUAUGAUGAUAAUGAGAAUGGGAAUGCCUACGGUUACCGUGGAAUGGAUGAUAAUAUUAACAAUAAUACUGAUGAAUAUCUUAUCAACUAUAGACUACCACGUAGUUCAACAGUGAUAACCACGGUAAGCGGUGAACCUUUGCUUACAUCACCUGGUACACGAUAUCAUGAUAAAACAAAUGAAGCGACAAUAGCCGGCGGCGGCGGCGGCAGCGGAGCAGGUAAUCAUGGCUAUACACAAAAUCAACAGUCAAACAAGCCAACACGUGCCCAUUCACAUAAUCGAGCAAUUUCACCUUAUGAUAGACAGAGGUCAAGAGAGGUCAACGAUAUAGAUAACAGUCAACCUAGAAGAAGUACAUAUCUGUCCGCAACUAAUAAUAAUAACAGCAAGAGUUCUCGCAACAGGCAUAGUCGACGUUCAUCAUCACAAACCAAUGAACAUGAUAUGUUGAUUCCAGGUCAACCGUUAAUCUAUAACGCCACGAUAACAGCUGUUAAUCGAUCAGGUCAUGGCUCACGUGGACCAUAUACUAGUCUUGGUCCAGGUCAUUUUCGUAUAGCUGGAAGAGCACCUUUAGCCUACGAUACUACCUCUGUUGGAACUACAAGCCCAGUUCAAACACCUAGACCAACUAUGCAAGAUGCAUUACAAUUUUCAUUUGAAAAUGAUCGUGUCCAACGUAAUUCACUGUUGAUUUCAUCAAAUCAAAACGAAAAAUCAUUGAAACCUGUCUUGUUUGAAGAUGAAGUGAUUAAUAAAUCCUCGAGAUCAUGUUUUACAUCAUGUCUCCAGUGGAUUUCAUCAUUUUUCAGGAGAUUAUUUGGUCGUAACGAUGAAUCAAUGAGAUCUAAGAAAUCUGGCAAUCUUGGACAAGAUCCAGGAGGGAUUAAAGGACCUAAAGAGUUUGCAACUCUUCGAGCAAUGGCAGCGUUAGCUGCAGCGACAGCGGCAACAGCUGUGGCUGAUCCAACAAAAGCUGCUCAGGGAGAUGAAGAACAAACGAAAUCAAUUCAGUUGGAUCGUCCAGCUAGAGAACUUUUAAUCUGGUCAAUUUUAGUUGGUAAACUACGGAUGGCUGAAUUAUUUUGGACAAUGGAAAAAGAACCUAUAGCAGCAGCUUUACUGGCCUCAAUACUUUUAACAUCUCUGGGGAAUAAAACAGAUGACUUCACAGAUAAAGAAGAUUAUAGAAGCUUUGCAAAAAAUUUUCAAGAACGUGCAGAAGGUGUAUUGAAUGAAUGUUAUCGAGAGGAUGAACAUCGUACACAGUUAAUUAUUAAUCAUGAAUUAAUCUAUUAUGGUCGUAGUUCAGUGAUAAAACUGGCUGCUGAAGGCCAAAGUAUUAAAUUUAUGGCACAUCCAUGCUGUCAAGAUUUUCUUACUAAUACAUGGAGUGGUAAUCUAUCAACAAAGAAUAGUGUAUUUCGGUAUUUUCUGGGAAUCGUUUGUGGUUUGACAUUACCAUUUCUAAUCCCUAAAAUCAUCUUAUCCAAACCAAAAUCUGGUCAUACAGUUGAAGGAGAGGAAUCAGUUGUUGCGUCUGAACAUCAUGCAUCUGCACAUGAUCAUAUUUCAACAUAUACAAAUGUAGAAGAUGCUGGUAAAAAAGGUGUACGUAAAACACUUAAAGUUAGAACAUUAGAAUUUAUUUCACAGAUUCGUGAUUUCUAUAUGGCACCUGUUAUUCGUUUUGUGUAUAAUACUCUUUCUUAUAUGACAUUUCUCAUCUUGUUCAGUUAUCUUUUACUGGUAGAUUUCAGGAUCAAUAUAACAGUUGUUGAAUAUAUUGUCAUUGCAUGGGUGAUCACACUGUUCAUAGAAGAAAUUAAACAGAUUGCUUGGGCUGUAUUAUCCGGUAUCAGUUUUAGAACGUAUAUUUCAGAUGGUUGGAAUAAAUUAGAUUGUGCUGGUUUAGCUUUAUACAUUGUUGGUUUUAUAUUACGAUUAAUUGUUCUAUUACGUUUGGGUGGAGGUGAAAAUAUUAACUUUGAACAUGAACGUUACUAUAUUGUAACAGAUCCUAUCCUGGAUCCAUCAAGAAUUUGUCUUGCAAUCAGUUUAUUCACUUUCUAUAUCCGUUUAAUGUAUACAUUCAGUUUUCAUAUUGCAUUAGGACCAAAAUUGAUUAUGAUUGGAAAAAUGGUGACGAAUGAUUUGAUUCCAUUCAUGAUUAUUUUAACUGUGAUUAUGGUUGGUUAUGCGGUAGCUGCUCAAUCGAUCGCUUAUCCUAAUGGUUUAUUCACUAAAGAGAAUAUGACACUGAACUCGGAGAUAAAGCAUAUGACAUUCGCAGAUAUCAUCUUUUCAAUGUAUACAACUGCAUAUUUUCAAAUGUUUGGUGAUUUCAGUUUAGAUGCACUACAAGGCGAAGAUCGUACAUGUCAGAAUCAUAUGUGUCCUACAAAAACAUCCCGUUGGCUUGUUCCAAUUAUGCUUGGAUUCUAUGUCUUAUUAACAAAUAUACUGAUGUUCAACUUACUUAUUGCCAUGUUUUCUAAAACGUAUGAAGAAAUUGAAAGUGCUUCAACAUACUAUUGGAAUUAUCAAAGAUAUCAAAUGAUUAAUGAUUAUGUACACAGAUCACCACUUGCACCGCCUAUAAUUAUUGUAUGGCACUUUUAUGAGGCCUAUAAAGCUAUUGGUAAUCAAUGUGCAAGUUUAAGAAAUGCAGAGACAACUAAAUAUAAUCCAUUCUGUGUACGUUUUACUGAUAUAAAAAAAGAAAGAGAAAUGGUUAAAUGGGAGCAUAUGAAAGCAAUGGACUACUUAAGAGAACCUUCAACAAAAGCUACUGGGAAACGAGGCGUGGCUGAGUCACGAGCUGUAGUAUUUCGUGGUGGUGGUGGUGUUGGUCCUGGUCAAGGACCAGUUAUGGAUUUAAAAAGUGAAAUGUCCAGUGUUACAGAGGGGAUUGGUAUGGAGUUAGAAAAACGUUUCAAAGAAAUAGACAAUCAAUUCCAGCGAUUCAAUGAUGUUGACUCAAGACUGAAUGAUGUAACCCAAUUACUCACUAAUUUAUCUGAAGUUAUCAGUAAUAUGACAGAAACUCAACAACGAAUUAUUAGACAAAUCAGUGAACUCCCCGCUUGUCAAUGUAAUGAAUUCACCGAUGAAGUUGUUCCAGUGCAGAAAUCCUCUACAUCACCAACAGAUUCAUCAGCUGUAGAGACAAGGAAACGUACAAAACUAGAAGUGGCUAUUCAGUCAGCGUUGGAAGCAGCUAAAGAUGUCCUGCGACCACCGACACCACCUCCUCCACCGCCUCCUCCACCACCUCCACCAAGGGAAUCUCCGGUCCUUUUAGCUGCUGUAGUUCCUGGAUCAGAAGAUGAUUCAAGUGGUUCCGAAGAAGGUGGAGAUCCUUCAGCUGAUCCUAUGUCAGUACCUCCAGUGCCAGAUGCAAAAACUGGUCGAGUGAUAGAACGCGUUUUAGGUGAUCAUCGUCUAUGGAGAAUGGCACCGUUCAAUUUUGAAAAAUAUCCUGGUAUGAGAAUGAAUGUACCUCCGGAGAGAAUGGCUUGGACUGCUGAAUAUCCUGAUUAUUUUGCAUAUGAUGCAUGUGAAGAGGUAUUGCUAUUCCCAUCGGAAGAUGCACACGACGGAGAGAAUGAAAGUCUACGCAGUAUCAGUUUCAAUCAAUACGAUUCUAAGGCUAAACUACGCCGACAAAGUUUACUUGGUCGAUAUCGACUGGAUUCAACCACUGGGGCGCCACUUAAUCCAAUGGGUAGAACAGGAUUAUUGGGUAAAGGAUUAUUGCCACGUUGGGGACCAAAUCAUUCAUUGGUAUUAUGUAUUACACGAUGGACUAGAGAUACACGUACUGGUGCACAAGUGAUACGAAGUAAUCGUGGUGUAUUACAAUAUUUAGCGUUGGAAAGAAAUAAAAGGUUAUGUAUGCCAUGGUAUCUCACAGAUCAUACGAACCGGUGUGACUUUGAUGAAUGUGUACCGAAACUUAUCAGCACUUUGAUAACCAGACGAGCACGUGCUAUGCUUCCAGAAAGAAGAGUUGACAAAUUAUUGAAACGAAUUGAGAAGGCUGAAGUUACACAGAUUUUCAAAGGUUAUCUUGACGACCAAUUGAAUGCUGAUAGUGCAUGGAUGGAGACAGUGGUAAUCAAUCUGCAUGAAUCUGAGAGCAAAGGUGCUCAACUUCCAGACGAUAUACUUAAGUUACUCAAUGAACCUGGUACAGAGGAACAAGUUAAAUGGAUUGAAGUAUCGCAUAGCAGUAAUUUACGCACAAGUCAUAAUUAUAUACUGAAAAAUGUUGCAGAACUUCGAAGAGCUUUUUAUUAA